AUGAAAGGCAAGUCUGUUCAAGCUUUCAAGUCGUCAGCAAAUAUGGAAAGAUCGAAGAGGUUGGUAGCGGAGAACCGGGCUGGUCAAGGUUGGGAUUCGGCUGUUUUUAAAGUGGAGGAAAUCCAAAAGUCUAGCCAAUUUAUUCAUUUGAGAGUGAUCACAUUGGGAUCCUCUCUUACUUUCUUCUGCACUGCUGUUUAUGCUUCCAAUUCGGUGGAGGAAAGGAGGGAGCUUUGGAGGGAUGUUUUGGGUUUUGCUUCUAGUAUAUCUUCUCCUUGGAUGGCUCUAGGUGAUUUUAAUAUUGUCCGGCAGCAAAGUGAGAAAUUUGGAGGUGAUAUUGUUCGGCAAGAAGCGAUUGAUGACUUCAAUUCCUUUAUUUUUGACACGGGUCUAGUUGACUUAGAGUGGAAGGGUGAGCUCUUUACAUGGAAUAAUAGGCAGGGUGGCAGCUCUCGGGUUUGUUGCAAAUUGGAUAGGGCUAUGGUGAACUUGAAUUGGUUGGAUGUUCUUAGAUCCUCUGAAGCUACUUUCUUGCCCCCAGGGCUUUCGGACCAUUCUCCAGCUGUGGUUUCUAUUUUUGAUGGGGUAAAUUUUGGCCGGAAACCCUUUCGGUUUUUUGAGGCUUGGAUUGGUAGAGAAGGGUUCGAUGAAGUGGUGGCUAAAGGGUGGGAAAGCCCGGUGGAUAUGAAGUUGAAUCCUACUCUUCGGUUUGCUGCACGAUUACGAAAUGUUAAGAUCCAAACCAAUCUGGCAGCUCGGCCUACUGAUUCCAACUUGGUUACCUUAGAGACUGCAGCCAAGAAGAAGCUUUGGGAAGCCCUUAGCAUUGAGGAGAAGUUCCUUAAGGAGAAGUCUAGAAUUACAAAUAUUCAACUGGGGGAUGAUGUGGGCUUUUUCCCGGAGUUUAUUCCUUUACAACAUGGGUUGGACUCUAUGCAGCAAAUUAGUCUCAUUGGGAAAGUUUCAAACAAGGAGAUCAAGGAGGUUGUUUUUGCUAUGAAGAAUUCCAAAGCGCCGGGACCGGAUGGGUUUGGGGCUGCUUUCUUCAAGCAUGCUUGGGAGGUGGUUGGUGAGGAUCUUACUUUGGCUGUCAAAUGGUUUUUUUCUAAGUCCAUUGUGCCCAGCUCCAUUAAUGCUACUUUCAUUUGUCUGAUCCCAAAGACGGAUUCUACUUCUUCUUUUGCGGGAUAUAGGCCAAUUGCUCUCUGUAACCUUUUUUACAAAAUUAUUACAAAAAUUUUGUCUAAUAGGCUACAAGGAGUGGUUGGGAAAGUGGUUAGUGAUAACCAAUCAGCGUUUAUCAAAGGGAGGUCCAUUGUGGAUAAUAUUCUGGUUUGUCAUGAUGUGGUUAGGGGAAUUGAGCAGAAGGGGGCUUCUCCUAUGGCAGUGUUGAAAAUUGAUUUGCAUAAAGCCUAUGAUGCUCUGAGCAAGAAGUUUCUUUUUGUGAUAAUGGAGAGGAUGGGGUUCCCAGCCAAGUUUAUUCAGUGGGUGAAGGCGUGUGUAGAUAGUCCAUGCUUUUCGAUCCUUCUUAAUGGAAGUCCUACCGGCUAUUUUAAGGGGAAGAGGGGAAUUAGGCAAGGAGAUCCGCUAUCCCCCUAUUUGUUUACUAUUGCUAUGGAAGGUUUUACAGCCUUAAUGCAGAAGUUGGAAUGCGAAGGACGAAUCAGCUUGUUCCCAAGGUGUAAAAGUUCCCAUCUUUCACAUCUUAUCUUUGCCGAUGAUCUUAUGGUCUUUGUGAAGGCUGCUCAUGACUCUGUUUCGGCUUAUUGCUCCGCUAUUUUGGAUCUUGUGAGGCAAAGGCUUGAAGGCUGGAAGGCCCGUUUUUUAUCCUUUGCAGGAAGAUUGCAGCUUCUUACUUCUGUGCUUCAGGGUUGCUACAUAUAUUGGUCAGGCAUCUUUGCUUUACCAGGUGGUGUCAAGCAGAAGUUGGAGUCCAUGUUCUCAAAUUUCCUUUGGACGGGUCCCUCUUUGGAACGAAAGGUACAUUACAUUUCUUGGGAUAAAAUUUGUAAACCUAAGGAUGAGGGUGGCUUAGGUAUUCGCAGAAUUACAGAUAUGAAUAUUACGGGUAUCCUUAAGCAAAUUUGGUGGAUUGCUUCCAAAAAGGAUAGCCUUUGGGUUAGGUGGGUGUAUGCCCGUUAUCUUAAAAAGGAAUCUAUUUGGACGGUGAAAAUCCCCCAAAAUUGCUCGUGGGUUUGGCGCAAAGUUCUCAAGUAUAGACAUUUGGUUGAACCCAAUAUUCAUCACGUUAUUGGAUCUGGUCAUCUUACUAGGCUUUGGCUUGAUAAUUGGCAUCCCCGAGGAGUUUUAAUCAAACAAUUUGGGGACCGGAUCAGAUAUGAUGCGGGUUCACAUCGUAUGGCUAUGGUUUCGGACAUUAUUAGACAGGGGACUUGGCAACCUACUUCUUAUGGAUCUUUUGAUCUUAUUGCUGCUUGGGGUGACCUGAAUCAUGUUCCUAUGUUGAGGCAUUCGGAUGACCUGAUUGUUUGGAAGAAGGCCCCUAAUGCAGCCCCUACUAAUCUUCCGGAUGUGGUUACUUGGCUGUCGAAUGUGGACUGUACAAAUGAUAGGAUGGAUGUGGUUCCUAAGCUAGAUUUUUGUGCUACGAUGCAUUACAUUUGGUGGGAAAGGAAUUGCAGGCUUUUUGAAAAUAAAGUCAGGUCCCAUGAUCAUAUCAUAGAGGCUAUUCGCCUUGAUAUGGCCAUCAAGUGUGCUACCCUCCCCAUUUCUGCUGUUCAAAACCCAAGGAAUAAGUUCUUGGCUGAUACUUGGGGGAUUAGGGUAGACUGGAAGGUGAUUACACAGAAAACUUGUGCUUGGUUUAGACCUCCUACUCGCAUGGCAGUGCUUCACUGUGAAGGGUCCUUAAUGGCUGAUAGAGCUUCCUAUGGUGGGAUUAUCCGUGAUGCUGCAGGUAUUGCCAUUAUAGCUUAUGCGGGCAAGGGAGAUGACAGUUCGGUCCUUGGCAUGGAGCUCUAUGCUAUUUUAAAGGGGGUUGAUCUUUGCAUUCAGAAGAAUCUCCUUCGGGUUUCCAUUAGAUCUGAUUCCAAGUUGGCAGUAGAUAUCCUUAAUGGGAAUCACAGGGAGGUCAGACAUGUUUGGAGAGAGCUCAACCAGCCAGCAGAUUUUAUGGCAGCCAUGGAUACUGGAGAUGGGGAAGUUGUUCUUUGUCCUCCUGAUUUCCCACAGGAGUUGGUGGAGUUGCUUAAGGAUGAUUUUGACUGUAAAGUUUAUUUUAGGAACUUACCCCCCUGA
Molecule: messenger RNA, 3258 nt
Organism: Telopea speciosissima
Lineage: Eukaryota; Viridiplantae; Streptophyta; Magnoliopsida; Proteales; Proteaceae
Exons: 7
Coding region: 1-3258 (1085 amino acids)
Molecular function (GO): RNA-DNA hybrid ribonuclease activity; nucleic acid binding
Source: RefSeq, a predicted model, not a curated record